AUGGAUACAUGUUCCUCUGGAGAGGAUUUGAUCUUAAAGGUUGUAACGUGAUAAAAUCGGAUGACAGUCUUAUUGAUCCAUAUUUUCAUGGUUUAUUAAUAUUGUUAUUCUCACAACGGAGCUUUUACUAUUGUUACCGACAUAGACAAGGAAACCGUACACUAUCACGAAGCAGCGGGAAAAAUGGACUGAGGAGGAACACAGCAGGUUCCUAGAAGCUUUGAAACUCUAUGGGAGAGCUUGGCAACGCAUUGAAGGUUAAAAAUGAUUGAUAAACAUGCUACCUUCUCAGUUCCCACUUUUUUUUUUUAAGAAAAGGGAAAGAAAACGAAAAGCUAGCGUAUUUGCCAAAAAAUAUCUAUUUAGUUUUGAUGGCUGUUUGAAUUUCUGUUGAAAAUAGUGGAUAAUUAAUCAUAAAUGACCUUUUUUUUUAAAUUUUCUUUCUAGGGGAAAUAGGUCUUUUUAAUGGGGAGAGAUUCGGACUUCCGAGAUCCUUGAUGAUAAUCUUACACGUUCAUCUCACGUCUGAGAUACUUCUGAGAUCUAUGUUUCGUUACUCACACGUUCAUCUCUCUCUUUUCUGUAUCUUCUUCUGAAUACCUUACAGAGCAUAUUGGCACUAAGACCGCUGUUCAAAUUAGGAGUCAUGCUCAGAAGUUUUUCUCGAAGGUCUGUACUCGUUUGCUUGACUGGAAUUCUAUCACUUCUACGUUUUCCUUAUAGUUCAUCGGUUCCUGCAAAAAGGAAGCAAAUUUCAGGUUUGUUUAAUUUAUUCGUGUCUAUUUUCGCGGUCUCAUCUAUUGGAUAUCAGUAUUAAGAUGCUCAGAAUUUUUUUUUGAUGACCAAUGUCAUGACAGGGAAGUUUCUCUGAAUAUUUGACUUUGCCAUUAUGUAGCUUUUCCCUUUUAAAAAGAGAUUUUUUAAGCUUCAUUCCUGCUUGUAAGUGCAGGUUGGUAAAAUAUGGAAAAUAAGUCCUCCAGGUCAAAAGUGUACUUAUGAAGUAGAGGUAAUCCUCGUGGAAGUUAGCAAAUUAGGCAUCACUAAUGCAUUGUAUGGCGACAAUUUCAAUUGUUUCUAUACAUCACAAUUAAUUUCGAGUAUCCUAACUACUAUUAUGUAUGAGAUGGGGGCUGGACUUUGAUAAAUUUGUAACCUUUUUGAAGUGGAGUUUCUGCAUAUUUUGUACCUCAUUAUUUAUGAGUCAGCAUAUGAGAAGCUACUUUGUUAGGCAUAAAGUUGAGAAACGAGAGCAAAUUAUUUAGUCCAGUGUGGAAUCAUGACAGGGGCGUCCAUAUGUCCAGUCCAAGGUGCCAAAGUUACGGCAUAAGUUUUGGAUGUAGUGAGAGAAGAUCUAAUAUUGUGUGGUUUGACAAAGGUGAAGCAUUAUGGGGAUAUGAGGAACCUCGUGGGUACUAGUUAAUUGGUAAGGUCUGACUGUGUUUGCUAAUCUUCAUGGUGAAUAUACCUGCUAUAUUCCUUAUCAAAUUCCACAUUGACCAAUUUCAUUCUAUUGUAUGUUAAAAAAUAUAUGGGUAUUUCAUAUCACAUAUUCUUUUAGUUAUUCAAUUUUGAUCCACUUAGUAUCCGUACGAUUUUAAAAGAGAAGGAGAUAUGGAUGAAUUUACAUAUUAAAUUUUGAAUAGAGAACAUGGCUAUCAUGAGGAAAGCUUAAAGGAAAUGCGAUCUCAUAUCAAAAGUGUAGAUGCUCAUGAAGACAGUGGAAUGUUUCUUAGGUAUUGCGGUACCAAGUUGUUGGCUGACAGUUAUAUCCAAGCAAUCAAAUCUAGAAAUUGCCUUAACCCAAAUGUCUGGGAAAAUUUAUACACGGGAUCCAUAUGUCAUUUUGCAAAUGCGGUUAUACUCAAUUCCGAGACCCUUCCCUUUGGAAGCUCCGCCAGCUAUUUACUUCAUUCUUUUCUUUAUGGAAUAAAAUUCUAAUGUUGUUCCGACACAAUUGAGACCUAGACUCCCGUCAUUUCCAUUAUUUUUCUAUUAGAUUUUGGUUUUGUUUCCGAUUUUCUUUCAUUUGGUUUACUUAUUUAAGACAAGAUUAUUUUUGCUUCUCUUUUAACGUUUUUGGGCAGAAAGGACUCAAUUGUUCUUUAAAAAAUUAGCUAAGACAAACUCACUUCGUUGCAGAAUGUAUGAUCAUGUAACUAGUGGGAGAUCCUCAGAGGCUCCCUUCAACUGAAAAUGGUCAUCAUCAAAACAUAUCAUGAAUGACUAGGAUUUCAUUGUCCUUGUCAUCAAAAUAUAUCAUGAGAAGCUACUAAACAGUGCGGUACAAGUUAGUGUGAAGGGCUUCGUUUCUAUCUAUAAUUUUUUUAAGGGUAGUUCUACUGGCGUGGUAAUAAAGUGGGAACAGAAGGAAUAUCAAAUGGAAAGUAGGUUUAGAGAAGGGGGAAUCAUGGUGACAGGAGAAAGAAGGAAACCAAAUGGUUGUAUUGAAGGAGCUUUGUACGAUAAUACCUGAGAAUCUCCUGAUUCAAUUUCUGUGUAUCGAAUAAUAUAUUGGAUGCUUAGAGAUAUUGCAUUGCAUAAAUGGUUGUAUUGAAUGAGAUUACAAUAUAAGUAGGUUCUCCCAGACUCUGGCGACUAACCUCAAGAAUGUUGGAAGUGGAGGGCUCAACUAAAUUCCCGUGGUUGCUGAGGAAUUGUUCCUGGAGUAGGAUGGAAAGAGAAGUCCUUCGAUCUUGUUAGUCUCCCGGUCCCAGAGAGAUCUGGUGCUGACUGGCAACUGGAUAACUGCAUAAAUGUAGUGUAUGCGCAGCAACAGCAACCAAGUGGACUUAGAAGAGUGGGUUAAGAGUAGACGAAAUAAUGAGAGUGGACGCUGACAGGAGUGCUCUAUGUAGGUUUCCUACCUUGGUUUGUCUCCUUAUCCUCGGUCAGCAGUGCGAUGAGUCGAACUUGUAUGUCUCUAGGCAGUUGAAAAGAACAUUUCGUUUUAACCCUGUAUCAAUGAAAUUUUCAUGAUGAAGGGGGUCUCUAUGUGUUCCUGUUUGUCAGAUAUCCCCUCCAUCUGUGAAAUGUGAAAAAUAUUUUGACACAUUAUCUGUUGAAAAUUUUCAGUGAAAGGACUCCAGGAAGGAACUCCCUUCUUUCUAAUGGACCCAGGUAGAAUUGCUCAGGUACUUAAGAUCCCAGAUAGCAUCUACACAAACUAGGGCGGAACAUAUUCAUGGUUUAAGUUUAUCCGUAGUCCUGGAUCUGAUUUUCUCCAAACGAAAUAGGGGAUUUGAGGACAGCUAUUAUUACCAGUUACAACAAGUAAUUGGAAUAUAAAGUUUCUAGAACAGCGUAUCAGUGAGCUGGAAAAGGAGGAAGAGGGGAAAUCCAAGUCAAGGUGUCGAGCUGUCGUAUGUGCACCAAGGAAGUAAGUGCUUUCAACGAGUUUCAACGCUGGACGAAUAUAUCUGGCUUCAAAUGAUCCCAUGACAAUUAUUAAUGGGAAUGCUAGGGUUUUGCAGGAGGAAUACAUUAUAAGUUGAUUUUGUAGCUGGUGCAUGACAGUUGAAGAGAACUCUGAUAGUAUCAGGUAAUGGGCUGAACAAGGCCUAUGAAAUUAAACAAAUGGACGGCACAUAACCUUUUCCUAUUUUCCGGAGAAAUUCUGCGCAAAGUCGAGCAAGAAGCUGUCAAUGGGCUGUUUUGGCCUCGCAGUGACGCUUGGUGUUAUUGCUGGGCCAAAACAGCCUUUUUGUUUUUAAAUUUUACAUGAUCUCAAACAUCACGGGAUACUUACUGUUGGGGGAGUAAUUUUGAAUUAUACAUGUUUAACAGACGUUUGGUCAAAUUUAUUCACAAAUAAAUACUCUGCGACUCGAGCUCUUAGUUGGAGCACUGUUGGAGAUGAGGUGCGAUUGAGUAAUAGUAUCAUAUCCUUUCAUGAAUGGUACCAAGUUUUGAAGACCGUGUGAACAGUCUAUCUAAAUUUGUGCAUUUUGGAGGGAGGAUCGUUCUUUUGCAAGCUUUAAAAUAUAGAGAAUGUGCUCUGCCAAUUAGUCAGAACUGAUGUAGAAGCCUAGAGGGCAGAAGGUCAACAGGGAAGUAGAUGUUGACGACCAUGGUACCAACCCGCUCCAGGAUGGGAACCCACAAACAUCUUUCUUCUUGAUCACUAUUCUUGAUCAACGACAAAAAACCUGACGGCUUUAUGCUUUGGUGAAGAAACAAAAGUUGACGAAUGACUGGACAUUCGGUCUCUUUACAGUCAAACGUUAAAGCAUUCAUUAGCCUUUUGGGUUGGUCUUUUUUUAUUGACUAGUCGUAGCUACGAAUGCUGAGUAGCUGCUCGUCAACACCAUCCGACAUAAGCCGCGACCAAGCAUGCUUGCAGCAAAGAACGUGGUCCUUUCAUAUACCUUGCUUGAUUUUUUCCCCCAUAGAUGCAUGACGUUUGCCAGUGCCUGCAACGGGCAUGCACAUUUUUGCGUGUUUUGUUUCUGAAUCCAUGGAGAUGCAGGCGGGUGAGAUGACCUCCUAGUUUUGAUUUUAUUUGCGCACCCAAACAAUCAACCCAUUAGACAUCAGUCAUGAGAUUGAGUGUACUGCGACGCGCAUAGUAUUGAUUCCUUUUGUUAGUUCACAUGGUGUGGCCUAUGUUAUUUGUCCUUUUUUUUUCUCCUGAAUGAAGAAAUUCACGAGAGGUUUUCAUCGAUGGGUAUGAAGCUUUCAGUUUCUAACGCAAUAUCAACUUCCAGCUAGAAAAGGAAGCGCUGAUCAAAGGCAUCCCCUUGGGACAAGCACAUGGCAUCGAGAUCCCUCCUCCGCGCCCAAAGCGGAAGCCGAACAACCCAUAUCCUCGAAAGACGUCUGCCUGUGUUUCCUCCUCCAGGAAAGGAAAACAAGACAGACGUUCGGCCUCCAGUCCAGUGUGCUCCGAGAAGAAUCUUCUGGACAUGGAGAUCGAUGGGUCUCACGAGGUACGCACCAGUCUGUCUGUCUGUCUAUCUAAUCCCUCAGUCCAACAGGUCUCUUCCCCCCUUCUUUCUGGAUUUCCUCUUCCCUCAAUAUCUCUCUUUUUGUUUUAGUUCUUUCUCCUCUUAAUCUUUUGAUCAGAAGCACACCGGAGAUCAGACAUUGGGAAGGCCAAAAGCGGGAUCUGAUGACAGCAAGUGUUCAGUGGUCCUUUCUCUGUUUCAGGACGCACCAUGCGCUUCCAUCUCCUCUGCAAGCAAGCAUCCUGCAGCAGGCGUGUUUAGGGAAUUCGUUCCCCCGGGGAAGGAAACUAAGACCAAAGUUGGGUACAGUGAGCAGCACCCUCCGCCGGUAGUCCGAGGUCGCGGGGUGCGAGAUGGCACAGACCUGGACAUCGGGGGAUUCGAGGGGCUCAGCAUUGACACGCAGAUUAAACUGGCGCAGGAAAGAUCUAUGUGGCCAAGCCAGCCGCCGAAUCUCUGUGCGUCGCCGAGGAAAGGUCUUCAGGGCAGUAAGAGGCAUCCGGACCAUGCCCCCGUGUAUUCAGUAAGAGGAGAGAAGAACAAACCAGGUUCCUAUGCAACAACCCUUACAUCGCUCUCUAACUUAGCAGGAGCUCAUGCAAAUGCCGGGGGGAGCCCAGCCCCGGCCAUCUCAGGAACGACGGAGCACCAUGGCAGCACGUCAAUAUCCUCUGUUCAUCAGCCGUUCGCUGCAUUCCCUCCCUUCGCUCAGUUCGGCAAGGACGCUCCCAACAUGUCGUCUGCAUUUUCAAGCCUCAUCGUUUCCACCCUGGUGCAGAAUCCUGCGGUCCAUGCAGCGGCCACCGUGGCAGCCUCCUUCUGGCCGACCGCAGAUGCUGAAGCUUCGACGGGUUCGGCUUCAGAGAGCUUCGUUGGGGGGAUCCCCAUGAGACAGAUGAACCCUUCUCCGAGCAUGGCCGCAAUCGCCGCCGCUACGGUCGCAGCGGCGUCGGCGUGGUGGGCGACCCACGGGCUCCUGCCAUUUUGCCCUCCUCCUGCUGCUUUCCACGGCGGCUUCGCAUUCGCUCCGGCGCCGACAAGCGCCAUCCCCAGAACCAAGACCGCCCAUGCAGCGAAAGACGACACCCAGAGGAAGGAAGAUGCCACACCCAGUCAGCCAUGGUCGGGCCCGCGGCCUGUUGAUCUCAGAUCCCCUGCUCCGGACAAGCAACUGUCUCCCCUGUCGUCGUCGGAUUCCGAAGAGAACGGGGAAGCCGGAAGCUCCCCCAUCACGGAGCUGAAAUCCCCUGCAGUGGUAGUGAACCAGCUGAAUCCCGCGCCGGACUCCAGGGAGGUUCGUGAAUCCGACAUUGGAAGAAGCAAGAAGAAAGCCGAUCGCUCCUCCUGCGGUUCCAAUACUCCUUCCAGCAGUGAUGUGGAGACUGACGUCGUGUUGAACCUCGAGAAGGCCAUCCUCCUUCCGGCGAAAGAAACCCAUCUGUGUCAUCCUCCUUCCGGCGGCGACGCCAGCAACCGUAGGCUGAGAGGCGGCGGCAGUGUGGGUGAAUCUUGGAAAGAAGUCUCCCAAGAGGUUAUCACCGGCAGAUCUAUUCCUGAUUACACCACACAACAAUAUGAUUCCACUGCUUUUCUGAUACAUCACUGGUUGUCUAUUCCAGGGUCGGCUUGCCUUCCAAGCACUGUUCUCAAGGGAAGUGCUCCCGCAGAGCUUUUCACCGCCACAUCCCAAGGAAGGGGUUCCGGACAAGCCCAAGGGAGACGCCGCCGACGUGACCGUGGAUCUCAACAGCAAAGUCUGCGCGGCAACCGGCGACGAUCUCGCCCACGUACUUGGUCGGAGCUACCCCGUCCCGAGGGGUGGCAGCACCACGGAGGAAGCUCUUCUCACAGACGAAAUCGGACAAGGCAGGCUGAAGUCACGCAGAACAGGAUUCAAGCCUUAUAAAAGGUGCUCAAUGGAGGCCAAGGACAGUAGGGCGACGCCCGUGGAGAAGAAGGACAACAAGAGAAUACGUCUGGAGGGGGAGGCCUCGACGUGA
This is a messenger RNA of Spirodela intermedia, 6943 nucleotides long. NCBI's taxonomy places the organism in Eukaryota, Viridiplantae, Streptophyta, Magnoliopsida, Alismatales, Araceae. The record is from the annotation of a GenBank genome assembly.